AUGUUCCGUUGGUCUCUAACCGCCAUUCGAUUGGCUAUGAGCAGCUAUGAGCAGCUUCUCAAUGUCGAGGCUACUACUCGAUCGCGCAGUGUACGAUUCUCUAAAAGCAACAACUUUGAGGUUAUCGAGAAAAUUCGGGCUGAAGUAAACACCGUCACCAACGGUAAUCGUUCAGUUUCAUUAUCGGACAAGGAGCACACCCCCUAUCUGAACUGGGCUGUAUUGGACCCAGCCGGCAACCGUUUUUGUCCAGUCCUCGCGGCAUUAACGAUCUUCAUCCGCGAACAGGAUGCAAAGGAAGACGAGCUGCUUUAUGAUGUUUUCGAUCUUUGGAUUGCUGGUCACGAAACAACUGCACUUACUCUAAUGUGGGGAUUCAUGCACCUAAUGAAAAAUCCUGAUGUGAGAAAUUUUUACGAAGAGACUGAUUAG
This is a messenger RNA of Cooperia oncophora, 432 nucleotides long. The record is from the annotation of a GenBank genome assembly. NCBI's taxonomy places the organism in Eukaryota, Metazoa, Nematoda, Chromadorea, Rhabditida, Trichostrongylidae.